Molecule: messenger RNA, 1823 nt
Organism: Mugil cephalus (flathead mullet)
Lineage: Eukaryota; Metazoa; Chordata; Actinopteri; Mugiliformes; Mugilidae
Gene: utp3
Product: UTP3 small subunit processome component
Exons: 16
Coding region: 200-1636 (478 amino acids)
Biological process (GO): maturation of SSU-rRNA from tricistronic rRNA transcript (SSU-rRNA, 5.8S rRNA, LSU-rRNA)
Cellular component (GO): nucleolus; small-subunit processome
Source: RefSeq, a predicted model, not a curated record
AGAAGAAGAAAUCACGGAAGCACAUGGUAGUCCGCUUUGAAAGCGUUGCUGUUUAACUUUACUGAUACUGAUAUUUACUUCUUUUUUUUUUAACUUAAUUGGAAGGUUAAAAAAAGAGUAGCACAGAAAGCUGCCAGUUUUCUAACACCCUGCUUUGUUGCUGCUAUCCUGCAGCAAAUUAGCUUAAUACGUUUCCAUCAUGGUUCGAGCACUACGGAGUAAAAAGGUACAGAGGCAGAAGAAGACAGAGCAGUAUGAUGAAGAUGACCCUGAAGCCUACAAGAAAAUGCCCGUCCCAGAUAAGAGAUCAUCACAGUACACUAAGGACACGAUCGAUCAGUUCCAUGAUGAGAAGAUUGCGAAUCUUCUCGCCCGUGGUGUUCAAAUGGACAGCGACCAGGAGGCGCUGGACGACGAGGAGGAAGUGAUGGCCUUGGAUGAUUCUGAGUCAGAAGAUUCGGAGGAGGAGGAGGAGGAGGAGAUUGAGGAAGAAGGGACAGACAUGGAAAGUGACAUAGACGGGAAGGAUGAAGAAGAUCUUCCAAAUGAAAUGGCGUGGGGCACCAAGAAGAAGAUGUUCUAUGACUCGGAUUAUGUGGCCGCUAAGGGGAAAUCACAAGAAGAGCUGGAGGCUGAGGAGCAAGAGGAAGAAGAAGAGGCCAAAAACAUCCAGAAACGUUUAGCUGCAAAUCUGAGCGAGGAGGAUUACGACUUAAACUUUUUCCAGGAAUUUGCUGCUGAGGAGAAGGAUGAAAAGAAGACUGUAGAAAAAGAGGAGAGGAUUGUAAAAGACCUGAAACAGAUGUCGCAGAAGGAAAAAAUGAAGCUGUUGAAGAAGGAUUCACCAGAGCUGCUUGAACUUAUUCAGGACUUCAAGGCAAAGCUUUCUGAACUGAAGGACGAGCUGCAGCCGCUCGUACAAAUGGUCAAGGACGGAAAGAUCCCAGCAGGAAAGGGAGCCGAAUACCUCAAGACAAAACAGCAACUUUAUCUCAAUUACUGCACAAACAUCAGCUUCUACUUGGUGCUGAAAGCAAAACGAAUCCCUGCUCACAGCCACCCUGUGAUUGAAAGACUGCUCACCUACAGAAAUCUCAUCAAUGAUAUCGCUGAAGUCGAUGCUCGACUUGCACCGGAGUUUCGCCAACUCCUAGCUGGUGAGCAGAAAGGUAAAAGCACCAGCAAGCCAGCAGAGGGAAAGAAGACCAAAGUCUCUAGUAAGAAGGAAAAGGAUUCAGGAGAAGCUGUGGCUGAGGGUGAGGACGACUCGGACUCCGACCUGGAUGAGGAAGCAGCUUUGCGUUUCUAUAGAGAUGUGGAGGAACGCCUGAAAUUAAAGAGGAAGAAACAUGACCCAGAAACUGAAGAACUGAAGGAGGAAGAAGGUGAAGAGGAGGAGGAGCUGGAUCCUGACGCAAAGAGAGGGAUCACAUAUCAGAUGGCUAAGAACAAGGGGCUCACACCAAAGAGGAAGAAAAUUGACCGUAAUCCCAGAGUCAAGCACAGAGAAAAGUUCAGACGGGCUAAAAUCCGCAGAAAGGGCCAGGUCCGUGAGGUUCGUCGAGAGGAGACGAGAUACAGCGGAGAGCUGUCUGGUAUCCGUGCUGGUGUCAAGAAGAGCACCAAACUCAAGUAACCAGCAGAGAGCCAAACAUAUACUGUCAAGGGUAGCCAUGGGGGUGAAAAUAUACCAGUGGACUUUACUUUUAAAUGUUUAUUAUAGUCGUAGUAACGCAGGUUUAACUGUAAUUAUUGUAAAACCAUAAAAUGUCUUUCUGCCACGGAUUCUUGGACCGUGUGAAUAAACAUUUAAAAUCUGUCAA